UUUAAAGUCUAAACAUUUUUGUGCAUUAAUUUUGUUUUGAGUUUUAAACGGAAUGUAAUAUUAUAACAAAUAGUUGAAUUAUUCAAAGAAAAACACGCGAAACCUUUAAUUAUCAGUUUGAUAUAUAGUACACAAACUUAAUUAAAAAAACUUUAUUGUAUAUAUAAAGUUUAUUUUGGGUACGUAAUUUGUGUUUUUGCUGAAUAUAUGAAUUGAUCCAAUGAUGUCGCUGAAGCCACGCCAUGUAAAUUUUGAAGAGACAUGGUCAAAAUUACGAGAAACGAUAUCCGGUGUGGUAUCUCUGAGAGCUGUUGAGAGAGCAGUAUGGAACAGUCGCUUUUCAGAUGUAUACGCGCUGUGUGUCGCCCAUCCUGAACCAAUGGCUGACAAGUUAUAUGAUGAAACUAAAAGUUUCUUAGAGGAGCAUGUAUCUGGUAUGCUUCAAAGAGUCAAAGGCUCAACACCGCUAGAAAGCAGCGACUAUAAUGAUGGAUUACUAUCAAGAUAUGUAACAGCCUGGAGGGAAUACAGCCAAGGUGUUCAGUAUCUGAACAGCCUCUACUCAUACUUAAACCUUCAACAUGUUAAAAGGCACAAGGUAUCAGAAGCUGAAGUGAUUUACGGCUCAUCGGCCCAUACUCCUGAAGUGGAAAAAUUAAACAGACAACUAGAGGUCGGUGAGUUAGGCCUGGUGAUAUGGGAGCGGGUGUUGGUCCAGCCUUUAUCGGAAGCUCUGACGUCACGUAUCAUUAGUGGGCUCAACGCGGCGCGGGAGUUGAACCAUGACUCCACCACCGCGGACAUACUCCGCACGUCCAUCCACAGCACGGUCGACGUCCAGUCGUAUCGUGUGCGCUCGGCUCUCGAGCUGUACCAGGAGCUGGUGGUGGAGCCGUACUUGGUGGCUGCCACAGCGCAUCACUGCGCGCUGGCCGCGAAGCUGCUCGACUCUGGAGACGUCUCCAACUUCGUACGCCACGUGCUUGACGGUCUGGAGCGUGAAAUAGCUCUGGGCAACAAGUAUCUCCACUCCUCGUCGAGUGAGGCCGUUCGGGCCUGUUACGAGCAGGCGUGCAUCGAGGCCCAUCUGCCGGCACUACAUGCUGAAGUAGACCGGCUGAUCAAGGAGGCCGCGGAAGACAAUCCGAGAGCGGAAGAGCGGCGUGCAGAUCUGAAGCGUAUGUUCGCUUUGCUGAAACCGCUCGGCAGCAACGCGCUUAGACCGCUCGUGGAGGCUGCGCACGCGCAGGCUACUCGCGAAGGUCGCGCUAUGCUGGCGGCGGAACAUAGCAAGGACGAGGCUCACACACACUUCGUAUACUCAAUGCUAUCACUCCACGGCAAGUACAAGAGACUGUUCAAUGACGUAUUCUGUGGAGCGCAGGCCUUCGUCGGUGCUCUGGAUAAGGCGUGUAGCACUGUGGUCAAUUCUCGAACGGAGGGCGAACAUUUCGCUCGGGCACCCGAACUUCUCUCGCGAUACUGCGACGCGCUGUUAAGGAGAAAGGGCUCCGAACGCGAUGCAGACGAAAAAUUGUCGGCUGCCAUUGUGGUCUUUAAGUAUAUUGACGAUAAGGACGUGUUUCAAAAGCACUACGCGAGAGCUCUGGCUAGAAGACUCAUCCACCAGCUAUCAGCCUCGAUGGAACAGGAGGAAGCGAUGAUAAAUCGUCUGAAAGCGGCGUGCGGCUACGAAUUUACCAACAAGCUGCACCGGAUGUUCACUGACGUGGCAGUAUCGGCCGACCUCAACGCUAAGUUCCAGCAGUACCUUAGAGACAACGACCUGUGUACCAACAUCGGGUUCACUAUACAAGUACUGCAGGCGGGCGCCUGGCCUCUAGGAGGGGCUAUGGCUCCCCUCGCCCCCCCACCGCAGCUCGAGAAGCCCGCGAGGCUGUUCGAGACGUUCUACCGAUCCUCAUUCUCCGGCAGAAGGCUGGCCUGGCUGCAUCACCUGUGCACCGGCGAGCUCAGGACAAAGUACACGCAGAGAUCUUAUCACAUCAACGCUACUACGCCACAGUGUGCUCUCCUCCUAAUGUUCGAUACGGUCGACACCGUCCGCGCAAGAGAAGCGCAGGAGACACUCCAGUUGUCGGAAGAGGCGUGGACGAGACACGUGCGCCCGCUCCUGGAGGUGAACCUGAUCACCGCGGAGGGAGACAUUGAGGGAGAUGGGGAGCUCACGUUGAACUUGGGUUUCACUUGCAAGCGGACCAAAAUCAGACUCACUUGCGCUGCUGCACCUCCGACACCAGGUAAUCAGACAGUGACACCUUCGAGCGAUUCGACCCACUGUGAAGACGACAGGAAGAUGUACUUACAGGCAGCUCUCGUGAGGAUAAUGAAACAGAGAAAGGUAUUACGUCACACGGAGCUAAUACAGGAAGUAGUUUCGCAAGCGCGUGGUUCCUUCGCGCCAUCUGUAGCCAUGAUCAAAAAGUGCAUAGAGGCUCUCAUAGACAAACAGUAUUUGGAGCGAACGCCCGGGAAACACGACACAUACUCAUAUCUGGCGUAAAGCUAUCAACACACAAGACGCCGCGGUGGCGGUUGCGGUUGCGGUACUAUUGCGAUUAUUAUUACCCAUUUUAUUAUGAUAAUACAAUUAAAUUGAAGCUAUCGAAUAUAAAACAAUUUAAUGGUGAGGCAUUAUUUUAAAUGAAAACAAUACAAACUUAAGUAUCAGGCUUGACAUCGAGAUGUGUGGUUCGACAUCGACAUUUGACAUCGAGAAGUUUGAACCACGUAACUUUGACCUUUUUUUUUCUUCAAAAUAUCGCGUACAUAAAGUAGAGUAAGCAUUUAUUCAUGAAACAAAAAAUAACAUAAUAUUAUACCAUUUGUUUUGUUCUUAAAAUAAUAGCCCUCACUUUUGGUAUUAAUUAAACAAAUACAACUGAAUAAAACUAAGCUACAACCUGGGAGUUGAACGAAGCGUACAAAAUUAUAUAAACGUUACGUCAGUCCAACGGUUGGCUCAGUUAGUAAGAGCGCUUGCACGGAGCGCGAGAGGUUGCGACUUCGAGUCCCGCAUCGUUCAUAACAUUUUGUUUUCAGUUUUAUUUAAUAUUAUAUACAUAGUUAAAUUAACAAUAUAAAAAUAUGAUGUGAUGAAAAUCACACCCACUCAUCAUUUUUGAAAUCGAAAUUAGGAUCGCCCCAAUUCCAGCACUUAUUUUCAGUAAGUACUUACCAAGUCGACCUGUUGACAGCAGCCGUGGAUAAAAAUACCCUCAAUAAAACGUACCCAAAAGGCAAGUAAUGCCCGUGUAAUUAAUUGGCUAUUACUGCAAAAGACCAUGGGCUAUGUAGACCACUUACCAUCAAGUGAUCGCACGCUCAUUCUCAUCCUUCCCUUCAAUAAUAAAAAAAGUGUGUUUGUACUUAUGUAUGCACGCAAGAAGUUAUACUUCUUUGGCCUAACAAAGCAAAAAUCCUUAAAAUUAUUUAUUCCUCGUUUGUAUAAAGAACAAUAUUGUAAAAAUCUUGCAACGUUGGCUUUGACAAUUAAUUAUUAAAUAACGAAUACGGCUGUACGGACUUGAACCCUUUGCCUAUCCUAAUAAUAAUAACGAAUGUCGCAAAGGUCAGAAAAUUUUAGGAACCACCUUCACACUGUUACUUUUGUGUUACAGUGAUGCGCGCGCAUCUUUAAAUUUCACUCUCAUCAUUUUUCAUAACGCACCUAAAGAAGUAUAACUUCAACAAUCAUUAUCUACGUCGAAAUCAUAAACUUAUUAUACAAGCGUAAUAGACAAACACUCCUCAUUACGGCGAGACUAAAUUUAAAACGUUCAUGUGUGCUAGUUUUAAACAUGUGUUAGCGAGUUGGUGAAGUGUCUCUAUGACAAGUAUUGAUAAACGGCUGCAUAUUCACGUAUAAAAUAUUUUAUUAUCUGAUACAUAUUUUCUUAAAUGAUUAUAAUCUUAAGAAAAUAGAGUGUUUGCUGAAAUGUAAUAUUUAGUAUUUUAGUGCAUAUGUUCUACGAAAAUAAACAUUACGAAAGUAGUAUUGCAGAAUCAGUAUUUACCUAUGAAAUGUUGCAUUAGUCGGAUUGUUGUGAUAUGUAACAAUACAAUCUAAUACAGAACACGACACCAUUAUAUUUUUAACUAAAAUCCGUUAAAACACAGAACAAUAACGAAUAAACACUAAAAUUAAAACGCGCUCCAAUAUGACAGGAGACUAAUGGACACUAAAUUGUUUGUCUAUCAAUCUAUUCCGUCUCUUUCUCACACCUAAGUUUUUAUGUAAGGAUAGUUAUGUCACUUUCACACAGGUUUCGUCUAUUACGUUAUACUAAGUUUAUGGUUUUAAUAGCGCUCUUGUUGCUACACAACGGAUAAAAAUAGGCCAUGUAUAUUACUUUAGUGUGCGUGACAAACUACGUCUUUUUUUUUUAUAUUUACCGGCUCCGUCGACUGAAUGUCGACGAUUAGGCCAACGUCAAGGUGGAGAGAUUUUUUAUUUUAAUUUAGCCGAUUGAAGUAUAUAAAGAGCUGAUUUAAAAGGAAAUGAUCGGUUGAUAUAGCUGUGGUUUUUUUGUGAACUGCACUGUAUUUGUACGACACACCACGUUUCGACGUUUUGACAGCUGUCACAGUCUAUGGUAAGUUAACUACAUCAUUAACUACCAUACAUACUGGUCAAUAAGUUCUCCUAUAUAUUUUCUUCGUUGUUUUAUUUAUAACUAGCUGACCCGGCAAACGUUGUUUCGCCAUAUAAAGUAUAAUUCACGCGAUAGUUUUAUAAAUAAUAGCCUACGUGUUAUUCUGGUGUGUAAGCUAUAUUAUUGUAAAGUUUCAUCAAAAUCCAAUCGGUAGUGUUUGCGUUAAAGAAUUUCAAACAUACAUCCAGACAUACAAACUUUCACAUUUAUAAUAUUAAUAGGAAAUUAAUAGGAUUCGAAAUGUCAAUUCAAACUAUCAUAAGAUAUAACGUAAUGAUUAUUUCCACAAUGUAGUAUGUAUAUUGAUUUGUAACAUAUACAAUGUUCAGAAAACAAUUGAUAGAGGUUAAACCUAAUAGGUUCUAAGUAAUCACAAUCAUAAUAAACCUUAAUGAUAUGCACAAAUGUAAAGUAGUUAACGAGUAUGUUAUUUCCGUGAACAAUGUAUUUUUUUUUAAUUAUUCCAAUAAAUAAUAUUAAACACUUUGCGAAUUUAAGUGGAAGAUGGUGUAAGAUGAUUUAGAUGUACCCAAUAUAGUGGUAAUACAAUUCUAAUGAUGAUCGUACUUAUUCAACUGAUAACUCUACCAGUGGGAGGCUCCUUUGCACAGGAUGCCGGCUAGAUUAUGGGUGUCACUACGGCGCCAUUUUCUGUUGGUCUGAAAUUACAAGGCAUAUGAGACUUGACACCUUAUGUCUCAAGGUGACCAGCGCAGUUGUAGCGCCGCUCAGAAUUUUUGGGUUUUUCAAUAAUCUUGAUCGGCGCUGCAUUAUAAUGGGCAGAGCGUAUCAAUUACCAUCACCUGAAUGUCCUGCUCGUGUCGUCCCUUAUUUUCUUUAAAAAAAAGCUAUCAAGUCCUUACUCGCAAAAUAUAUAGUAUCAAACCCUGAGCGCUUGUAUGUGUCUAAAAGAUGUUCGGAACACGAUUUUUUUUAACAUCUAUAAUUCUGGAUGUGUGGCAUUUCUCCACGGUGCGGUUUUCAAUGACAUUCUUCCACGUACUACAAAGCUGUGGAAUGAGCUUUCUUGUGCGGUGUUUUCGGGACGAUACGAUAUGGGUACCUUCAAAAAAAACAUACGCGCGUACACCUUCCAUAAAGGCCGGUAACGCUCCUGUGAUCCGCGGUGAUCACUUAACAUCAGGUUUAUUUGUUUGUUUGUCCUCUUUUUCCAAAAAAUAAAAAUCGCGAUAAUAUUAGAUGUUUUUGGUAUGAAAAUAGCCUCGAGUAGAGUAGGAGAUAGAGGUGCCUCAUUUGCGCGUGGCAAUAAGUAGAAAAACAAAUUUCGUCGUAUUUUCUUUUUGGUAUUAAAAUAAAGCAAAUGUUUUCAGCAAAAGUGUUUCCCAAGAUGUUCGACAUUUUUUUUUUGGAAAUUAAAGGAAUAGAAUACGCACGGCUCUGUAUCAUGAAACUCGCUGAAAUAGAUUCUCACCAAAUUACCUAUUUUUAACGCGAUUUCCGUUGUAUUAUGACUUAAUUUGUAAAUUUCGAACAAUGUGUGUAUGUAUUUUCUGAUCAAGUGUGUUGAAAAAUAUGAUAUUUUUCAACUACUUGCCCCCUGGUGAUCAAACACUUUACACAGCCAUUUUCAAGGAAAUUGUCAUAUUGUUACUGUUGUAGUAUCGCAACCGUUCCUCCCCCGGUCUGAAGGACCUUUAUACCUACAGCCGAGUUGUUCCGCGCUGUAAUUUUACAUUUUGUUUUUAAUAUUAUGAUAUCAUGGAUUGUAAUUUAAUAAGUAUUGAGUUACGAAGGGACUUCGAAUGAAUUAAGUAAUAUAAUAUAAUAGGUAAGUUAUAAAUAAAUAUUGUACAAAAACGUUA
Leptidea sinapis is the source of this 6499-nucleotide messenger RNA. It is a transcript of the gene Cul2, whose product is annotated as cullin-2. Gene Ontology annotation, molecular function: ubiquitin protein ligase binding. Gene Ontology annotation, biological process: SCF-dependent proteasomal ubiquitin-dependent protein catabolic process; protein ubiquitination. Gene Ontology annotation, cellular component: SCF ubiquitin ligase complex; Cul2-RING ubiquitin ligase complex. The coding region runs from base 221 to 2524 and encodes 767 amino acids. The transcript has 18 exons. The record is from RefSeq and is a predicted model, not a curated record. Lineage: Eukaryota; Metazoa; Arthropoda; Insecta; Lepidoptera; Pieridae.